GUUAUACGAUAGCAUACUGAAGCUGGUCACUAAGAGGAAUCGAAUUCACCUACCUAUGACUAUAGUUCUGGCUUGGGUUGGAGCUACGAAGAAGGCGACCAGUAAGAUUACAGGAGAAAGAUGACGUUCACUCGUAGUGGGGCGGAGUGCAUUGGGGCGCGCAGAAGGAACUGUCACUAAGAUGCAGCCGGGUUGUUACGUGUUAAUGCUUGUACUGUUUUGAGACUUUGAGACAGCAAGUGCUCGAAAUCGUCUGGAGGCAGUGCUACAAGGCCUUGUUGAAAAAAAUGAUGUUGAAAGGGAGCAUAUGGAAGAUGAUCCUGGUAAAACAAUUUCUGACUCUCAUAAUAAAGAUUGUUCCCCUACUGGAGCAGGAAAAAGGCCUUCAGCAAGGUUUCCUCAUCCACGACGAAAGAAACGGAAAGAAAUGGAAGAUGGCUUGUCAGAAGGAAGUCUACAAAAACAGAAUACCUAUGUGAUAAAGUUGUUUGACCGCAGUGUUGACCUGGCACAGUUUAACGAGAAUACGCCAUUGUACCCAAUAUGCCGAGCUUGGAUGAGGAACAAUCCUACUGUGCGUGAGGAACCACGAUCUCCAAGUCCACUACAGCCCAGUGCUCCUGAGGAUGAGGAGCUUGCUGAGGUACUUAAUGGGAAGUCACAGGAUAUCUACAGACUUCCUUCUCCUCUUCCAUGCCCUAUAAAUGAUGCAGGAGAAAGAGUUAACCUUCGUAUCCCUUCACCUCAGCCUAAUACUGAAGGAUCACUCAAUAUGAGCUUGCCUCCAGAAUCCUUUCCUGCAACCUCAGAUCUCAUCUCUAGUAAUAUGAAACGUUGGAAGAAGAUCCGACAAAGGUGGAAAGAAGCAUCCCACAGAAACCAGUUGCGAUAUAGUGAAAGCAUGAAGAUCCUUAAAGAAAUGUUUGAACGACAGUGAAGAACUAUUUAAUGACUGACGGCCAUCUUGCAGCUGGUGGAAUACUUGGAAAUUGCUUCAUUUAAUAACUAGACGGAGUCAGAAAUAAAUUUAUUGUUUUAAAACUCUAAAAUGAGUGCUUAAGGAUUAUUCAGAUUACAAAAUGAGGAUCAUUGUUUUAAACUUAGUACUUAAGUACAUACUGUAAAUUCAGAAUGCGAGUUUCACUAUCACUGUCCUCCUUUGUAUAAGGAAUACUACAGAUAGCCAGAACUAUAAAGCAUUUUGUACUCUUCUGGGAGCCGA
Molecule: messenger RNA, 1222 nt
Organism: Protopterus annectens (West African lungfish)
Lineage: Eukaryota; Metazoa; Chordata; Ceratodontiformes; Protopteridae
Gene: LIN37
Product: lin-37 DREAM MuvB core complex component
Biological process (GO): negative regulation of transcription by RNA polymerase II
Cellular component (GO): transcription repressor complex; Myb complex
Source: RefSeq, a predicted model, not a curated record